Messenger RNA from Xenopus laevis (African clawed frog), 1774 nucleotides. It is a transcript of the gene ubxn6.L, whose product is annotated as UBX domain protein 6 L homeolog. The transcript has 12 exons. The coding region runs from base 430 to 1545 and encodes 371 amino acids. The record is from RefSeq and is a predicted model, not a curated record. Gene Ontology annotation, biological process: response to stress. NCBI's taxonomy places the organism in Eukaryota, Metazoa, Chordata, Amphibia, Anura, Pipidae. Gene Ontology annotation, cellular component: membrane; cytoplasm.
CGGCUGUCUCUUUUAGAGACGGCAACAUCCGGUGCUGGGAGUGGUGCUUCCGGGUUAGAGCUGUCAUAUCCCGUAAGGUGGAGUUGUAGUGCAGGGAUUGCUGUCUGGGGGCUAGUUUUCUCCGAUAUGAAGAAAUUCUUUGACGGAUUAAAGAGUGAUAUAAAGUUCAAGAGUGUGGGUCCGGGACACAAACUGAACGAAGAUAACAGGUGCAUCUUGCCACGCCGGCUCUGCCCAAAACUGCCUGUUGUCUGAGGAAGUUUGGCUGUAUUUUCAAUUCAUUUCAGUGGGAGGGGUUAUCUGUAUUUGAGGUGCAAUUUCCAGGGACAGGUGACUGGGCUGGAAAAUGUGCCUAAAGUUACAAAAGAACAAGCUAAACCUCGUAGACCACCUACAGGGGAGGCACAGAUAGCAGCAGCUUCUGCUGCAAUGGCAAGAAUGGAGUCAAUGCAGGGGCGGCCCAAGGGGCAGUUCAAGGAUACAGUAGGCAGGAAAGAGGUGAUUGUUGAACAGAAAGAAGAGGCUAUUGCAGCUCAAAAGCAGGAUAUUGAUACUGCAAGAAAGAAGUCCAGUUCUAUUUGUACCAUCCUGUUCAGAUGCCCACUUACUGAUGAACUGCUUAGAAAAGAGGAGAGAGAGGGCCACAUUAGAAAUGUUAUACAGGGGUUGUCCAACACAGAUCCCACAUCUGCUGCCAUUUUGAAGAUUCACACAUAUAACAAAGACAGAGAAAAAGUGAAAUUUGGAACUGAGACUAUAGCUAAAUACCUGAAUAACAUAAUCAGCCACCCUGAAGAAGAGAAGUAUUACAAAAUUAAACUGUCAAACAAGGUGUUUCAGGAGAAAAUCAGCUGUCUAGAAGGCUCACAUGAAUUCUUUGAGGCUAUUGGGUUUGAAAAGAGGACAAUCCAUGGACAAGAUCUACAGGAAGAUUUUUUUGUGCUGGGUAGUGAUGCAAUGAAAAACCUAGAUGCACUACAGGGGCAUUGUGAUGCAUUGUUGAGUGCAGAGCCUUUGAGAGUAAGUCUGGAAAGGCAACUGCGUAUUUUCAUGCCAUCCAUUGAAGCUGCGCACUUUGACCUUACCAGUGACUUCUUCAACCUGACAGCAGAGGAGAUAAAGAAGGAGCAAAGAGACAGGACAGAGCGGAUGGAAAGGAAUGCAAUGCUCAGAACCAAAGCUAUGCGAGAGCGGGAAGAACAGAGAGAAAUGAAGAAAUACAAUUACACUGUAUUGAGAAUCAAAUUGCCGGAUGGAUAUAUCUUGCAGGGCAUUUUCUUUGCACGCGAACGGAUUUCUGCUUUGUUUGAUUUUGUUCGUGAGCAGCUGCAAGAUGACUGGCUUCCUUAUGAACUUCUGGCUCCAGGGGGUCACAAAGUAAAGGAUGAGCAGGCUACAUUGAUAGAGUGUGGGCUGGUCCCAUCUGCACUACUGACUUUUCGAUGGGAUGCCGCUGUUAUGGCCGAUGUGGAGGCUGGGGGAGGGCACGGCUCAGUUAGUGUAAUAAAGCCAGAGCUUCUCUCAAAAGUAGAGCAACUCACAUAAGAAAGACAUCCAUCAUGCCGGAUGGGCGACAGAUUUUUUUUUUUGUGGCAUGUUGCAUUUCAGAUACAGGUAGGCAUAUACGCAGGGAACAUUCAAUUAUUACAGUUUUGUUUUUAGCCAAACUGCACACAGGCUAAAGAAUUGUCUUUGGAUGAAGGCAGUUAAAAGAAAUGACCAGGAUCUGUACCAAAGCAGCUUUUCAGACCAAUCAAUAAUGCACCAAACAGUU